Molecule: messenger RNA, 1951 nt
Organism: Clunio marinus
Lineage: Eukaryota; Metazoa; Arthropoda; Insecta; Diptera; Chironomidae
Source: the annotation of a GenBank genome assembly
AUCGUCGAUUACAUUUUCAUUUAUUUCAGUUGUACAUUCAUGUAGACAUGUGUUUAAUGAUAAAAAAAGCAUUGAAUGAAAAUUUAUUGACCAAUUAAACUUCCAUAACAAUUAAUACAUUGUUGCAAAAAUAUUUUUUAUGCGUGGAAUGAGAUUCACCAUUCAAUUCAAUUUAUCUUAAAUUCCAGACAAUGAUGAAUAUGCGUGAGUCAGUGUCACGUUUAAUAAAACUGUUAGCGAUGUUUGCUAUGCUGAUUCAUCAUGUAGGUGGACAUGGACGCCUUAUGGAGCCACCAGCACGAAAUGCUAUGUGGCGUUUCGGUUUUCCAAAUCCAGUUAACUACAACGACAACGAACUUUUCUGCGGCGGUUAUGCGGUGCAAUGGGAGCAAAAUGCAGGUCAAUGUGGAGUCUGUGGUGAUGCAUAUAAUUUGAGAACGCCUCGUCCACAUGAGGCUGGUGGUGAAUACGGGAAAGGAAUUAUUUCGAGACGAUAUGCUGCUGGGCAGGGAAGAGAUUGCAUAUCACAUUCAAACCAUUAUGGACGUUUUGAAAUGUUCUUAUGUCCAAACAACAACCCAAGAUACGAAGCAACACAAGAGUGCUUUGAUCGCUAUCCAUUGUUGGUGUCAGAGACACGUUCAGUUCGCUUCCUGAUUCCCAACGAGUCUGAGAAGCAAGGAACCUUUAUUUAUAAGGUGAAGUUACCACCAGGCGUGACAUGUUCGCAGUGUGUCAUUCAAUGGACUUACUAUACUGGCAAUAUGUGGGGCAUAUGUGCCAACGGAACAGAAGCAGUUGGCUGUGGAAAAGCGGAAACAUUUAGAAAUUGCGCUGAUAUAAGCAUUUAUUCCAACACGGGCUCUGGUCGACCACCCUUGUUCGUCGAGAAUAGAAAUCCAUUCCUUCUCUACUACAGAGAUUUACGAGCUGAUCCAGAAAAUAAUGUCUUCCCGUUAAUUGUUCGAGAUCAACUUUGUCUUCCCAGUCCAGGAUUUCGCAGUCUUCCUGGUAUGGCUGACUGGUGUCAACAGAAUUGCUUAAGAUAUCCACCGAAUUGUCCUGAGACAGUUUGUCAUUGUCCUACAACCUGCGUAGCAAUUGGUGAACUUGAAGGUCGAGAAGGCGCUGACGUCUACUGUCUCGAUGAAUGUCUCGUUUAUGGUUCAAAAUGCCCAGCAGACCGUUGCCGAUGUUAUUAAUACGGAGGGAAACAAUCAACAACAAAAUUUCUUCUUCUGAUUUCACUGACUGCCAUAUUGCUCAAUUCAAACGACAUUUAAACGACCCUCUCCAAAUAAAUUAAUGAUUUUUUAUUCUUUUCUGCUGGAAAAGGCAAGAAACUUUUCUUAUCUGAAGAGAAAAGCAAAAGUACUUUCCUGCAGAAAUGAAAAUUGAUAUGCAUUAUGCACGAUCAUGUCUCAAUAUCCAAUAUUCAAACAACCAUUUCAUUUCUUUCUUUUCCUUUUUUAAGUAUUUUUUGGUAGCUUUUCCAUGUUGAAGAGAAAAUUGAGUGAAGUAGGAAAAGACGUUGAAAAAUUCAUCGGAAAGAAAAAGAUGAAGACAAGUUGACGAACAUUUUUGUUGAUUUUCCUUUUCAUCAUUUUCAAUUUACUAAUUUUCUCGUCUUUAUUUUCUACUUCAUCCAUGAAAAUUCAACAACUUUCUUCCCUGUUAAAAAUUAAAACUUUGGUCAGCCUAAAAUACAAAUUCCUUCUCUCUAUUUGAUUUCCAAGGCUUAUCAUUUCCCAAUUGAAAUGAAAAUCCAUUAUGAUUCCAAUUAUGUUAGAAACUUGCCUUUACAAUUAUUAAAUAUGUACAAGGGAUUGUUAUUUCUGUUUUCCAACUCCAAGGCAACGAGAGAGAUUAUGUAGGGAAAAUAUAUUUUGAUAAGAAGUAAAAUAAACUUAAUUGAACAAUAAAAAAAGAAAGUUUUCUACAUUUUACAGCU